Molecule: messenger RNA, 8527 nt
Organism: Paramuricea clavata
Lineage: Eukaryota; Metazoa; Cnidaria; Anthozoa; Malacalcyonacea; Plexauridae
Source: the annotation of a GenBank genome assembly
CUCGUUGUAAUUGGUUUCAGUUUCAGAGUUUACAGCAUUUUUUUAUUCCCAAAUUAAUUGGUUUCGGGUUUACGACAGUUUCCGAAUGAGGAAUACAUAGUCGAGCUAUAACCGAAAGCGCACCGAUUAUUCCCGAUAUCAUUUCUAUUUGUUAUUUCAGAAAUCUGUUUUUCUUUUAUUUCUUUUUGCGAUCAAUAUAAAUGGACCCUGCUACGGCGAAUAGUGGCGUUUUACAAAAGUACGAUAAGAUUGAAAUGAUAAGACUUCUUGUUACGUGGAUCAGGCGGCGGAUGCUUGCAGACUACUUUAUAUAACUAAAGGAAUUAAAUAUUCGCCUGUGGAAAAAAGGUGUUCCCAUAUUUAAAUCAUAUGACACAAAUUCCGUACAAAUUUGGAAAUUCCAAUUACCGGUAUAAACAAUAACAAGUUGCGUCCACUCAAUGACAGUUUAGCAACAGAGAUGGGGCUUAUACGCCGGCGUACUGAUACGUUUUUUUACUUACUUUUCUUGUGUCUAUUAUUUGGUUUGAUGUUAACUGCAUUUAACGUGUACGAGCUAAGCUCUAUGAAAAAUGCGGAAAGUGGGAAUGGAAAAGUAGUGGAUAAUCAAAAAUAUUUAGCCUGGAUACAUGCUGAUCAUGUAAGAGACAAUGUUUAUAUUCAUCUAUAGUUCAUUAUUGUUUAUACCUCAACAAUAUCUUUUAAGAGUAAAUUUGUAAAAUUGGGGGAAAAAUUAUGCUUUUUCAACACAAUAUGUUAUAUUUAAUCCUGUAUAUUCCUGUUUGCAAAUGUUUACAGUUUAAUAUUGUUCAUGAUGCAUGGCAGGUGUUUUUGUAAAAAUUUGCAAAUUUGGCAUAGUGUAUAGAUAUUAAUCUAUUUGAAAAAAAAAUUGCUUAGGAACUUUGCAGAUGACAUGAUUUAAAAAAUGUUGGGAGGGAGGUCUGUACCCCCCCCCCCCCCCCCCCGCUAUGCGACAGGGGAACAAAAUCUAUAAAUUUGUUGACAACCCUAGCUAACUUCAACAUCCAAUCCAGUCUAUAUAAAGAUCAGCAACUUGAUAAAGCCUAAGUAGCAAGUAGCCAGGCUCUCAUGAAAUUCUCCUAAGGCACUGCACAGCCUUGUUCCUAAUCUCAUACCUAGAGUAAGCAUGUUCCAAGAUAACCAGCCAAUGGGCAUAAUCUGUGUACAAGAGUGUCUUCUGCCAAGACUGCCCAAAAUUAACCCACUGAGUGGCAGCACUCUCCCUUUGAUGAGUAAAACUGUCUGGCAUAAGACAGAGUAAAAUAAUAAAGUAGGGUGCAUUACCACAUUUUGGGUUAAAGUGCAUUGCACAUACUCAACCACAAGUUAUGAAAAUACAUUUUUAUCAGCUUAACAGUGGAUAUCUGAAUCAUUUAAUUGAUGUCCUGGAUAGAGUUGGGUACACAUAUACCACAAAUGGUGAUGGAGACUGGGACCUACUCUGGUCACAUAACUAUCCCUUUACAGAUUUAGCAAUAACACAACUGCAGAAAUUAAAAUCUUAUCAAAAGGUAUAUGAUUUUGAUAUAUUUGAGAACUACAUUUUUGCUAUCAAUUUCAAUCCUUAAGGUCUGUUUACACUUGCAAUUUCUAUACUGCAAGUACAGAUUUAAGUAUAUAUACCAUCAUCAUCUGAAUACUCAUCUAUCCGUCACAAUCAUCAUCAUCAGAAAAUUGUACCUAAAAUCGCAGGGAAAAAUGGACCUUUACAUUGUAAAAUUUAAAAUUUUUUUUUUUCAAGGUAAACCAUUUUCCAGGCUCGGGGUUUAUUACAAAUAAGGCCAGUCUGGUCAGCACACAUAUACCUGCCAUUCCACUUGCUUUUCAAAUUCCAAAGGAUAAGAAUGCUUUUCUGGAAGAGGUAAAUUAUCUGAUUUUUUCUAAUACAAAUGUAACUGAAAUUCAAUGUAUAGUCUGACAUUAUAGCUCUGAUGAAAUUGCAGGCAAAGACACACCCAGAAAAAUUAUGGGUGGUAAAAAGUAAUGGUCACCGUGGUAUUGCUGUAAAGCACCCUAAUGGUGAGUACAAUAGGAUAUAGGUCUGGCAUUAUCACCAUCACUACCACCAUCAUGACCAUCAUUACCACCACCAUGACCAUCACUACCACCACCAUGACCAUCACUACCACCAUCAUGACCACCACCAUGACCAUCAUUACCACCAUCAUUACCACCAUGACCAUCAUCAUGAUCACCAUCAUGACCAUCAUUAUCACCAUCAUGACCAUGCAUCAAUUACCACCAUCAUCACUGUCACUACCACUAUCAUCACAGUACCACCAUAAUCACCAUCACUUCUACGUUCAUGACCAUCGUGACCAUCAUCUUCAUCAGUCAUCACCACCACCACAGUCAAGUCUGAGGAAUGUACUACUCAAUAUUUUCUGUAGAAAUAGAACUAGAUGUGACAGAGAGUAACAGUUUUAUUCAAGAGUUUAUCAAAAACCCACUUUUAAUCAAUGGCAGGUGCGUAUUUGUGCUGAAAUUUAAAACUUAAUUUAAGCAAACUGUAAUUGUAAUAAUAUUUGUUUCUACUUAAAGAAUGUUUGAUAUAGGUGUAUAUACUGUCAUGACCUCUGUGAAUCCACUCAGAGUUUAUAUUUUCACAGCUGACGUUCUUAUAAGGUAAUUAUACUUUCACAGCUCACCAAUGUGUCCUUGCAAUGGGUGAUUCCAAAUUUUGAUCAAGGCAAGAAGAUCAAAAUCCAACACCACAGCUUGAAAGCGCGUCUUAGAAUGAGUAAAACUGCAAGGUUUGGUUGCAAAAUGUUGUAAAAUAAAGAAAAUAUAGCCGUGUGAAGUUCGCAAAUUUUGUAUAUAUUUGUAUUACGCGCGGUGAAAAUAACCACUUUCGGCUCAAAAAUGGGUUUUUCCCGCGCGUAAUGCAAACCGAAUAUAUACAAAAUUUGCGAACUUCACAGGGCUAUAUUUCCCUCAUUUUACAACAAUUCGCACUCAAACUUUGCAAUUUUACUCAUUUUACCAAUACAACAGGAGGUAACGUCUAACUAACUUAGGAACAGUAGUGAUCAAAAGUAAAUGUCAGGGACCGCGAAGCAGGGUGGCUCGCUGGGCUUGAGCUCCACCAAUAAUUUUCCGUAGUUAGUUUCUUAAUUUCGGAUAUAUUUUAGUUGUGUUCAGUACAAAUGUUUGGCCAAAAUUAAAUAACUAAGGUUAAAUUUAGACGUAAAAUUUUCCGUUAAAUUUAGACGCAUUUGCGGCCAUUUCAGGGCUUAAACCACGGCGGUUUCGCGCCUUCGGCUCACGUAAGCCCCACCAAUCCCCAAAACGCUCCGCGGUCCCUGAAUGUGUCAACGCAUAUUCAAAUUCAUCAGUUACGUUUGUCCGCUUAAAGCCCGUUCUCCACUAGGCGAAUUUAUUCGCGCGAACAGAUAAAAAGUAGGAAGCGAUCCUACUUUUUCGCCGCGAAUUUUUUCGCCGACCAAUCACGUUGCCGGAUUUCGGUUUUCGCUUCGCGUCGCGCGAACAAAUUCGCGUAGUGGAGAACGGGCUUAAGAGAGAUUAUUCGCCUCAUUGGGAGCUCACGUUGUCUGUUGUCCACAAGUUUCCGCAUAAUAGAUGUGUACGCUGAAUAGGGGGAAUGACAAUAGUUUUUUAUUAAAGAAAUCAUUAGACGGCCGGCCAAGUCAUCAAUUUGUACAACUUGAUGGCAACUUUAUGUUAGAAGCUGGUAACAGGCAUUUUCUUAUAGUUUAAGCCUUGGUGAACAAGACUGUGUGUGUUACCACUUCUGAUUUUUGCUUUAUAGCCAAAAAUUUGAGAAUUUUUAAAUUUUGCCUAUUAAAUUACUAUGAUCGGAAAAAUGUAAAAUUUCAUGUUCUCUUACACGAAAAAUAAACUAUACCACUAGAAAGAGCGUAAAAAACUGUAUAUAAGACAAUUAAGUGAGUUCUACGUUUUUCCAAUCCUAUUUCGAGUUUUUAAUGUUAAAAAAUGCAGAAAUGACCAAAUUAAUGCUAAUUAGUACCCAUUUUGCCAACUUUAACCAUCUUUAAUUCAAAAUCGGCUUGAAAAUCGCACUAGUCGCUUAAGUUAUCUUAUAUAUAGUUUUUUACGCUCUUUCUAGUGGUAUAGUUUAUUUUUCGUAUAAGAGAACAUGAAAUUUUACAUUUUUUGCCAUCAUAGUAAUUCAAUAGGCAAAAUUUUAAAAUUCUCAAUUUUUUGGCUAUAAAGCAAAAAUCAGAAGUGGUAACACACACAGUCUUGUUCACCAAGGCUUGAACUAUAAGAAAAUGCCUGUUACCAGCUUCUAACAUAAAGUUGCCAUCAAACUCUCUUUAGAGGCACUUUUUGCCACCUUGGCCGGCCGACUACAUUGGGACCAGAGGUGUGUGUCCUCUUAAGGUGCCUGCUUUUAAAAGAAAGGUGUCUGUUAAUAGGGAACAAGGUUGUAACACAGUUGUAGCAACAUGUGAUAGACUCUACUACUGUCAAGUUUAUGACUAUGUCGUAUUUGUAUAAUGUUUCAGUAUAUUAGUUAUUUCUCACAUAUUUUUGUAGAUUUUGCACUAAGGAUUAUCACCCAUUUGAUGCAAACGAUCUCAAGAAAUAUGUUGUUGGCGACGAUUACACUCCACCUCGAGAGGUAACCCCCCUGCACGUUGAAUUUUUAGGAUUUGCUUGCUCCAAUAUUAAAGUGCCGAUGGUUCUGAAAUUGACCACCAUUUGCUGUUUUGUAACGCAACAGACUGGUGAUUUGACCAUUCUUCAUUUUCAGAUUCCAGGAUUCAAAGAGAUAUAUUUAAAAGGAAAGUUCUCACGACUCGAAACCCUCCGGCUUUAUUUACGAAAGCAAGGUAUAUGAAAACGUCUCUAACAUUCUGAAAUUAUUGAUCCUGCAGUGUUUAAUAUUUGUGACUUGUUUCACUUUAAUUUCAAUAAAUUGAUUUUCAGGCGAAGAUGAUACCAAAAUGUGGAAUAGUAUCAAAAAUACUAUUUCUGAGGUAUUUUUUAUUGAUAAUGAAUACUUCUGUCAGCUUUGUACAAACUGUUUUCCCUCGAAGUCCAACUAGGAUAAUUUUAUUUUACACUAGGUUUAUCAGUUGAAGGAAAAUAAUUUUAUUGCAGCGUCCGCUGGUUUUCGUUCAAGCAGGUAAACGUCAUACCACAAAGAGUUUACAAACGUACAAUAUAUUGGUGUCUACAAUCGUUUGUAAUUAUUCAACUUCGGUCUUUUUUCUCGUUUUGUUUAGAAAUUUCUUUGAAAUGGUUCGAUUUGACUUUAUACUGGAUGAUAAUUUGAAAGCUUGGUUAUUAGAGGUAACCAUGACUUAUUCCUUUCUUUGAUAGAGAGGUUCAGAUUUGACUUCCACUACCACUAUCUUAGAACCAUCUGAUUGGUUAACGGGAUAUAUCAAACGCAUUUGAUUGGUUAAUGGUUCCUUAAUGGUAGCGGUAGUGAAAGUCAAAUCUGAACAUGUAUAAUGUCUCAAUGAAGGGGGUACAGUAAUUGGGGUAACCUGUACCAAUUUGAGUGGUUUAAUAAAGCGAUUUAAAGAUUAAAGAAUUAACAGUUCACUUUCUUGCGUCCUCUUCAGGUGAACAUGUCUCCAAACUUGUCAUCCGCUGCACACAAUCACAAUAAACUCAUGUAUGAAAAGGUAAAGGUUCUUUCUUUACAUGCACUGUAUACAUACAUAUUCACUCCCCGAUUACAUCAAGUGUUACGUUUACUUAUAUUACUGUACCUACUUAGCCUAGACUAUUUAUCUCUACAGCAAUUGUGAUAUUACUUUCAUAACUUUGUGUAUCCUAAAUCCUAACACACUCUGUCAACUUUCUCUGUGGGAGGAAACUGAAGUAAAUCCAGAGCAUUCGUUGAUAGACUUUUUCACAUGAGUCCACAGCGAUAAUCGAACCCACGAUCUCAGAGGUGAAAGGGGCUUGCGCUGAAGACUGCGCCAGAGCAGUCAUUAGGGCCAUUUAUACGGGACAAAAUAAGACGCGACUUACAUAAGACGCGACUUAAAUAAGACGCGAGUUUGCCGUAUAAAAGGUACAAAAUUCUUAUGUAAGACGCGUCUUGGAUAAGACGCGUCUUACAUAAGAAUAUUGUACAUAUACAGUCUCGAUAUACAAUAUAUGAGAGUAUUAUUAAAUCAAAUGUAAAAGUUGCAGUUAUUGAAUUUAGGUGAUUUUCAACUUGUUGACACUUACUGGCGUGAGUCAUUUUACACGAAAACCAACGAAAGACAGGUAGGUUGAGAGAAGAUGAAUGAUAACUGUACUGCUAAAACCUGGUUGAUACUAUCAAAGUUUCUGUGAUCACAUGCAGUAGGAAUUUUUCAUGCUAGUUAAAUUCUAAGUUUUGAAGGAUUUGUAAGAAAUGUUUGAGCAAACGGACUUAAUGUUAAAACCGAGUCAGUUUCCUCAAACAUUUCUUACAAAUCUUCAACUUAGAAUUUACCUGUGCAAAAUUCCUACUUGAACUCUGAUAGUAUAAACCAGGCUUACUGUAAUUUAAUUUUGUUGUGUGUUUUGUUUUCUUUGCAGUUCGUCAGAAGAAUUUGAGAUGCGUGUUAGUGACGACGAUAUUCAAGUGAAUGCGGUGUGUGCCAGCGAGAAAUGUCUCAAAUCUUGCUACAGUGAGGUUAGAGGCUACGAUAUAUAGUGCAGUUAGAUUUUCAUACAGUUCAAUUUAGAUUUAAUUAAUUUUUAUUCAUUAAUUAGUUAAGGAUUUCUUAACUAGUAAUUUUUUUAUUACUUAUAUCUUGUAGGAAUGUGAGUUGUGUAAUUCAUGUUUAGAAAAAGAUGAACGUGAAUUUCUCAAAAUGGCUUAUCUUGAACACCUUCACAGGAGAACCUACAGAAGAGUCUAUCCCCCUCCAAUGGUAAAAUAACUUUAUUUAUACUGGAUAGCUCUGUCAUUUCUUAUGAAACUUAGGCGAUGCAUACUGGCCGUUUCUACAACUUCAAUACAAUUAUCCUACUCCACAAAUGUCACUCCUUAACUCAUUUCCAACUUUCCAUUUUUAGACGCAGGAAACUGCCAGGGCACUUUCUAAAGACAUGACUUCAUUGAAAACCCUGAGUAGACCUAACCACGUGAUGCGCACGUGGUUUAUCCAUAAAUGUUUGCAUGAUGCAACCUGGUGUUCGUAAAUCUCUCGGGUUACGAUCGGACUGUAGUCGGAUGUUGUCACCAUCACAUCAUCGUGUACCCGCUAUGCAUCGUAGUCCUUUCCCAGAUUUGCAAGCGACAGAACCAAGCCCCAAAGAGAAAAUUUCAAAUUGUUUUCAAACUUUACAUGUAAACUACGUGAAGCGUUCCUCUUUUGACUUCGUAACUCAUUUGGAAUUUUCCUCAUUAGGUUUGCAAAUUUGAAAAACUCUUUGCAAAUCCCUUGAGGGAAUUUGCAAUGUUCCUAUCGGCUGUUGCAAUAUUCCAAACUUCAUUUUAAAUUUUCCUAACUUCCUGUUUUAAUUUCCUAACUUCCUGUUCUGUUCUGAGCGUUGUUAUUGGUCGAUUAUUUUUGUUAGCCAAUUGCAACACCCAGAACAGAACAGGAAGUUAGGAACUUCUAAUAGGAAGUUAGGAACUUCUAACAGGAACUGACGAAAAUUUAAUUCGGUUUUAGCAACAUUGCAAAUUUCCUCAAGGGAUUUGCAAGAGAGUUUUUUAAAUUGCAAAAGUAAUGAGGAAAAUUGCAAUCAAUUUAGAAAUUCAAAAGAGGAACGCUUCACGUAGUUUACCUGUAAAAGGAUUAAAAACAGAUUCCUUGUUGUUCAACGCGUAAUUGUUAUUUUACUAGAACGUUAACGUUAACGUUAAAAUAUUAAAAUGUUUGACAAAUUUAUACCAAAAGAGGCAAAUUAUUAUUUAGAGUCAAAAGUUAUAUUUAUUAAAUCUAUUUAUUGGUUAUUUUCGAAGGAGUUUUUGAAGCUCAGAAUAUUAUAUAGUUAAUGAUUUAAAAUAUUUUAGUGUUUAAAUGUUGAAAAUAAAAGUAAAAUAACGAAACAUUUUCUAAUUGGAUAUUGUAAUAUUGCCUGAAAUAUUUCUAGGAAAGCAGUCAAGAUGCUACAGCUGUCUUAUCGUAUCCACAAACGCAAAACACGGACGAAUUAUAUUUCAUGAAUUCCUUGCAGCUUUGAACUGUCCUACCCGGUUCUCCGUCCCUCAUGCAAAAUUCCCCAUACGAAUAAAAGCCCCCGGAUAAAAUGGCCGGGAAGUUGUCUCGAAAUAUUCCGUGAGCGCUCGAGAAAUACGAGUUUCCACGAUGUACAAAUCGUGACGUAAACACCAAAGCUACCGAAGGGCGAAAAUUCUCCUGCUCAAGUUCCCGGAUCAUAGUUCGGGCGGGUUCGUAAAAGUCCGUUCUCGCUUCGGCUAAAGCUAUUGGUUGGUUGAGGAAUCCAGCGCGUACUCCAAAUGCACUGCCGCUGAUCAAAAGAACAAGUGCUCUAGUUCUGCGUACUGUUCCAUCCAUAAACAGUCGAUCAUGACCAACUCCUCCAAGGAUUGUCACUCCCUCACCGAAUGUUUCAC